UAAGUUGGCACCACUGGUGACACUCAGGCACUAGUGGGGCCCAGGGAGGUGUUCAGAUGAGCACGCCAGCACAAAGGCACUGGUGGAGGUGCAUCAGGCAGCAAUGCCCAGCAGGUAGACCACUAGCCUGUAUUUUCAUAAGCUCAAACCUGAAGAGAAAGUCACACAUAAAUACACAUAGUUUGCCAUAGUGAGUGACAGCUCUAUAGGGAAAUGUCUGUAAUAAGUGAGAUAAAGCACAGGAUAUGAUGUUUGUAACAGAGUCUACAUAUUAUAUAAGGUGUAUAUUUAGCCAUAUAUAUAUACUGUACAGAGAGAUUUGGAGGGAGACACAAAGACAGACACACAACAAGUUCUGUUUUUUCCCCCAUUAGCAUUCCUUAGGUAGUAGUAGGCACUACGGGAAUGAACUGCUUCUUUCAUGUGUGUGACAGAAUUGUGUGUGUGGGUGUAUGCCUGUGUGUGUGUGUGUGUGUGUGUAGUCGUCUCACUUAACUUUUGAGAUAGAGAAGAAUAUGUUUCACUCUUCAAUGGUAAUGUGCGGUCAGCACUGUACUAUUAGACGCUAUUGUUAGAGUUAGCCAUGAUCCUGUCGCUACCUGGGACUGUGUGUCAGUGUACAGACCAUGGUCUUCUACACGUCACAUCACUUUUUACAUGCAUCCCCACCACAGAAGCAGUAGCAACAGUGAGGAUGCGCUUACUUCAAGAUCACACCCUGCCGUGGUGAAUCUUUACAUGGAAGAAGUGGAGAGCCGAGCUCUACACUUCUACGUGGACACAUCACCCAGCCACUGGUUCCAAUAUGUGGACGACACUUCAGUCAAAAUUAAGCUCCAGCAGCUACACACUGAAACCCAGUUGCCCAGUUUCAGGUCUGGCAUUUCUCAACAGCACUAAAGAGUUCACGUCGGAACAGCUGGUGAUGCUGUUGGAGCUUCUACUGGAGAAAUCAGACCUAAGUGGAGCAACAAUGCAAGCUCUUCAGAGAACCUACAGCCUCCAGUGUCAAGACGCUGAGGUGCGACAUCGCUGGUGUGAACUGGUGGUCAAACAUGGACAUUGUCAGGCCUAUGGAGAUGUGGAACACUUUCUGAUACAUGACCAAGCUAUGGGUGUAUAUCUUUACGGGGAGCUGAUGGUUCACGAAGCUGCUGAACAGCAGGCUUUGGCUUAUCGCUGUCUUUCAUUGGUACAAGAAGGAAUGGACCAAUCAGCUCGCAGAGUGGUGGAAGAGAUGAUCCUGUAACAGGUUGUUAAAACUGGAGCUGAAAAGUGGAUGCACACAGAGAGAGGAGUCAAAGGUCUAAGACAUUUUUUUCCCUAUAGCCAAAAGGCCGCUGCAAAAUCACUGAUCAAAUUCUGCACUCUCCCUGCAGUCAAAGCCAAGUGACUGCAUUAGACGGCAUUCAUUUAAGUCUAACAGUGUUAUCUGUUAACUUGGGAUGUUCGAUAUUAGCUUGAUUAUGUAAUAUUGCUAAGAAUUGUUAUCGGUUCCGAUAAUGAAAACCUGCAAUGCCUGGGUUUUGCCCAGAUGAUGUGACCUAAAACUAGUUUUGAAGUGAAAGUAAAAAUUAUAAUAAUUAGUGCACAGUAUUGUCUUUGUGUUGUGUGUGUCUGUGUGUGUGUGUGUGUGUGUGUGAGUGAGAGAGAGAGAGAGAGUCUAUAGUCUAAAGCCAUGAUCUGUUUCUAUUGGGUUUAUAAAAUCAUUCCAGGUGAAUGAUGUUUUUAUACAUAGAAAUGUCAUUCAUGGCUGUUUUUUUUUUACAUGUGUGACAGUUGGCAAAACUUAAAGAUUUUUACUGACAGUAACAGUGCUUACUGAACUCUGAACUGAAAUUUUUGUUGCUAGGCUUCACACUGUAUUGGCUGCAAAACUAUUCACUCACUGCACAUCUGCACACAAACACACCAUCUUCUGAUCAUCUAAGUCACAUCACUAGACAAACAGUCUGCUUAAACUAAUACUGCACAAAAAAUGUUUUCAUGUUUUUAUUGAAAACAACAUGUAAACAUUCACAGUGCAGGGUGGAAACGUAUAUGAACCUUUGGAUUUAAUAACUGGUUGACCCUCCUUUGGCAGCAAUAACCUCAACCAAACAUUUGGUCUAGUUGCAGAUCAGACCGACACAAUGAUCAGGAGGAAUUUUAGACCAUUCCUCUGUAAAAACUGUUUCAGUUCAGCAAUAUUUUUGGGAUGUCUGGUGUGAAUCGCUCUCUUGAGUUCAUACCACAGCAUUUCUAUCGGGUUGAGGUCAGGACUCUGACUGGGCCACUCCAGAAGGCGUAUUUUUCUUCUGUUGAACCCAUUCUGUUGUUGAUUUACUUCAGUGCUUUGGGUCGUUGUCCUAUUGCACCACUUGUCCUCUCUUAAGCUUCAGUUGGCGGACGAAUGGUCUGACAGAUGGCGGGUAGUUUUCAAAAUGUCUUGAUAAACUUGGGAAUUCAUUUUUCCAUCGAAGACAGCAAUCGGUCCAGGCCUUGAGGCAGUAAAGCAGCCCCAAACAACAAUUAAUUAUCAUACAUCUUCUGAGAGCUCUUUUGUGCGAGGCAUGGUUCACAUCAGACAAUGCCUCUUGGGAAUAGCAAACUCAAAACUGGUGUGUUUUUUUAAAGGGCAACUUUAACCAACACAUCCAAUCUCAUCACAUUGAUUGGACUCCAGGUUGGCUGACUCCUGGCUCCAAUUAGCUCUUGGAGAAGUUAUUAGCCUAGGGGUUCACAUACGUUUUCCACCAUGCACUGUAAAUGUUUACAUGUUGUGUUCAAUAAAAACAUGAAAACGGUUCACAUACUUUUUCUUGCAACUUUAUUGUACCUAACUUUUAUUUGCAAUAGUCCAAAGCGCUCCUGUGCAUUGCCUGGCUUUUCUGUUGCGUUUGUUUGUUUGCUGAGCCAGCACGCACUUCUCUGUCAACUCCUCUCCCUCCUCGGGACCCCCGGGUCACCUAGACCCAAUAUCUCUUUGUGUCUGUCUGUGUGUGUGUGUGUGCGUGCAUGCGUGAGUAUGCGUGCGUGUGCAUGUACCUGUACUGCAUGACUUGUGCCAACUUUUCCUCAUAUUCAUUAAUACUAAUUAUAAUCAUAUUGUAAUAAUCAUUGCAAGGACAAACAAAAAUGCGAAGGACCGCACAAGGGUUAAUAAGGUCCAAUACACCUAUCGGUGCCGAACAACAGUUCAAAGGGAGAAAAUCCCAUGGAGGCCUGGGGCACCUCCCGCACUGCAAACGACAGGGGGUCUAGCCACUUAUCCCAGUUUGUACUGUCCUCCUGAAUGAACUUAUGGAUAAUGGACUCAAAGUCUUAUUCAGACACUUCGCCAAUCCAUCGGCCUGAGGAUGGUAGACGCUGCUCCGAAUAGACUUAAUGCCCAUACAGUACUUUCAGGUCUGUGACAUAAAUGAUGUUCCCUGGUAGUCAUAAAACUUGCUCAUGUAGCCUACGAAUUUUCCAGCUGUUUUAAAACAGUACCUUAUUAAAUUAGCAUAAUUUCCAUGUAGUCAUAAAACUUCCUCAUGUAGCCUGCGAACUUAUGUGUAUGCAAUUCGAAUGUCUAAUUGCACUGUGAUUUUCCAGCUGUUUUAAAAAAGUACAACACCACCACUGACCACCCUUCAAUGAUGAAAGAUCUAGCAGAGCCACCAUUCACACAAGAGAGUAAAAAGAUAAAACACUGGUGUUUUAAAUUUAUUUUCAUCUUUUGGCUUAUGCUUGAUAUGACUUGGUUCAAUUUGUAAUUUGUAUCUAUUGUUACUAUAUGUGGUAUAAUCUCUUUGACCAAUGCUUUUGCCACUGUAAUAGCAUCAGCAGCUUUUGAUGGGAACAAUUCUACCCAUUUAGAAAAGGCAUCCACUAUGACUAGACAGUAUUUCUUGGAGUUCAAUGAAAUCCAUAUGUAGCACCUGGAAUGGGUAAUUAGGUUUUGGGAACUUUCCUCUUUUUGGUCCCAUGUUCUCUUGUGAAUUAUGUUUAUCACAUGUUAGACAUGCUGCACAAUUUUUUUUUAGUAAUUAUUAAAUCUAUAGUUGGUGAACACUUUGUUUAUGGUAUUCACCGUCCCUCCUCCAAUAUUGCAACCCAUUUAAACAAUGAUUUUGGUAAAAUUGGUUUACUUUCAGGUGAUACAUAUAUUUUAUUGACUGUCUGACCUGACCCUUACAUCACUUUCUCUCACUUCCUCUUUACCUUCUUUUCACUUUCUCUUUACCUUCUUUUCACUUUCUCCUUACUUUCUUUUCCUGUUGAUGCCCUCAUGACAUUAUGAAUGCAGUAAAGUUGACAUAUGCUACAACAA
Molecule: messenger RNA, 4294 nt
Organism: Cynoglossus semilaevis (tongue sole)
Lineage: Eukaryota; Metazoa; Chordata; Actinopteri; Pleuronectiformes; Cynoglossidae
Product: aminopeptidase O-like
Exons: 7
Coding region: 806-1249 (147 amino acids)
Cellular component (GO): nucleolus
Molecular function (GO): metalloaminopeptidase activity; zinc ion binding
Source: RefSeq, a predicted model, not a curated record